Botrytis deweyae is the source of this 1857-nucleotide messenger RNA. RefSeq lists its product as uncharacterized. NCBI's taxonomy places the organism in Eukaryota, Fungi, Ascomycota, Leotiomycetes, Helotiales, Sclerotiniaceae. The transcript has 2 exons. Gene Ontology annotation, molecular function: endoplasmic reticulum signal sequence receptor activity; signal recognition particle binding; 7S RNA binding. Bases 1 to 1857 code for a protein of 618 amino acids. Gene Ontology annotation, biological process: SRP-dependent cotranslational protein targeting to membrane. Gene Ontology annotation, cellular component: signal recognition particle, endoplasmic reticulum targeting. The record is from RefSeq and is a predicted model, not a curated record.
AUGGAAAUAACCAAAUUCGUCCUCGAAGGACGAGACGAGGCUAAGCUGUUUGGUGAUUCUUCUGCUUAUCGAACUCGUCUUUCAAAUCGCAUUCACACCUUGAGAAAGAAGCUUGGAAUUACCACAAAACCCCGCGCAAAGUACUCAAACAAGCCUGUAACUGCGGAGGAUAUUAGUCAAAGCCAUGAUUAUAUCCAUCUCUUAUUACUCACCUCCGAAAGAGCUUGGGCGCAUGCUAUGUCAAUGAAAGAGAUGCACACUGUCGAUACAAAAGGAAUAACUGGCUCAACUCGAUCGCACAUUGUUUCUCGAUUACACAAAGCUACGAUAUAUGCCAACGAUCUUUUUCGAUUACUGUCCGAUAAAUCGACCACCAAUGCGAACGAUGUCGAUAUAUUGGAAGCUAGAGCAUAUGCUGCUGCUCUCGCUGGAGCAAUGGAAUUCGAGAAGCAAAGUUGGGAGGCUUGUGUGAAGAGAUACGCUGAGGCUAGGAUUAUAUACACUGCACUUUCUAAGGUCACCAAAGCGGAUAUCUUCAAGGAUCUUUUGACCGACCCUGUUGAUCCCAGUAUACGAUACGGAGCUUAUAAGAUGGGGCUGCCUCGAACACUAGCUAUUUCUGCCAUUGCACGCAAGAAUUUCCCUUCGGAAGAUCAAGAGUUGACAAGCCAGGUGGAAAAGCUAGACCCCCAUUGUUUGAAAGACGAAGGAACAUUGUCAGAAGUUGAAAGUCUGGAAUCAGAUGGGACAAUCAAAACUAUUGUCUGGCGAUCCCGGACAGUGGUUUUAGAGGAUGCGGCAAUCGCUACUGCCCUUGGGUCAGUAAAAGCAGCUACGACGAAACUAUCCGACGCUCUUUCGUCAUCCAGUCCUAAGGAUAGGGGUUUCGCUUACGACGAUAUUUUAAUCGCUAGUCAAGAGGUAGUAGACGCUACGAAGCAUGCUAUUGACGAGCUAGUUUCGGAAGGUGUUGGGCAAGGCGAUAAGCGAAUGCAGAGCCUAUUAGUGACUAGGACCGCUGUUAGCUAUGAUAUGAUUGGCUGGCGUAUAGGCAGAAACAGAGUCAUGGUGGGGCAGCAAGACGGUAUUAUCGACUACGUUCAAUCAUUUCCCGCGGAGAAGGGCAAGAGAUCCACCAAAGAUGAGCCUAUAGGACGUAAACUCGCAAAAUUACGCGAGAAGGUUGUCCUCUAUGACGCAAUCUUGCAAAGUGUCGAGUCAAUUAGCGAGCUUCCAGGCGUUGCAGCAGAUUCUAGUCUACAAGAAGAGCUAGAUGCAAAAUAUAGCUAUUUCCAAGCCCUUAAAUGUUUGAUCAUAGCCCGCUCUCACGCAAUCCUUUCAAAUCCUAAAAAUGCACUGGCUCUCUUGAAUCGCGCAGCAGAAAAGUGCGCAGCUGCCCACUCAAAGCUCUCCUCUUCAAUGGACACAACGACCACAGAUAGUCCACCUAAUUUAACCGUCUCUCCCUCUCAAACCGAAAACCUCCUUGCUUAUCUUCAAUGCGAACUUCAACGCUACCGCGCCUUAGUCGAGAUAUCUAAUCUCACCUCGACUACCCCUAAACCAGGUGAUGAAAACGUACAACAAGUUCCCCUAGUUGAACGUCUCCAUGAGUACCCAGCCGAUGGAGUUGUUGAUCUCAAGAAUCUCGUAAACUAUCCUCCAAAGCUGGAAGUUGUACCUGUCAAACCACUAUUCUUCGAUUCUGCGUGGAACUAUAUUGAUUACCCAGGAAGAACAACCGAGAAAGCUGCUGAAAAGGCUGCUGUGGAGGAAGAAGUGAAGGAGACAGAGCCGGAGGAACAACAGGAGCAGCACCAACAGCAGAAGAAAGGAUGGUUCGGCUUCGGUAGAUAG